AUGAUCUCGUCGCCUCCCGCAUCUCCUGAUGGUGCCCGUCAAGUACGUGCGCAGAGCAUGUACUCGGCCCCAUCCCCAGAUGCUUCUCAGAAACAACGUCCACAAAGUAUGCUCAGCCGCGCGCCUCCACGAAGUCACAGUCGCAUGAGCCAGAGCAGUAAACAUGGUGGCAGUAGAGCAUCAGAUGAAGAUGCAAAGACUUCGGUCAAAGUCGUCGUCCGCGUCCGACCACCCCUUGGUCCUACCGAUCCGGGAUAUGACCUCAUCCCUCAACGCUUUCAACGCUCAAUGGUACAGGUAAACACGGACACAAGUCUUGCCGUCGAAUCUCCUCAAGGAAAAAAGAUCUUCAUUUUCGAUCGUGUCUUUGGCGAAGAAACCACCCAGCAUGGCGUAUGGGACUAUCUACAGGAUUCCGUAGACUCCUUUCUUCAGGGUUACAAUGUAUCAAUACUUGCGUAUGGCCAAUCUGGCUCGGGCAAAAGUUACACAAUGGGUACCUCUGGUCCCAGAGAACAGUUUGAACCCGACUUGAAAGGCGUGGUUCCACGUGCGGCACAGCAUCUCUUCAACAGCCUGAACGCAAAUGCAAACUCUGCUAGUGCGCAUAGUCGACACAAUUCCGGACUAAAGUCACCAACCAGAUACUCAGUGUCGAGUCUCAACCAAGUGAUGCAAAAUUCCAAGGCCUACAUGGAAAAGGGCUGGGAGAUGUCCGUCACAUAUGUUGAAAUCUACAACGAACAUCCACGAGAUCUUCUCUUACCCGAAGAUGCCACAUUCACCGAUAGGGCCAACGUCCAAAUUCGAGAAGAUCCCCGUGGACGGAUAUUCGUUGAAGGCCUCAAUUCAGUACGCAUCACAUCGAUAGAAGAACUAUUACGCACUUUGAAUCAUGGGUCAACAAUACGACAGACUGACGCCACCGCGAUAAAUGCACGAUCUUCUCGUUCGCAUGCUGUGUUCACCAUAAAUCUUCGACAGACGAGAACUCAGGGUUUUAAUUCUAGCAAACGAUCCUCCACUCAUAUUGACAACAUGUCGAAUGGUGACGCUCCUAUGACAGUCGAGAGCAAACUUCACUUUGUCGAUCUGGCUGGAAGUGAAAGAUUGAAGAACACUGGUGCAACUGGCGAUCGUGCAAAGGAAGGUAUCUCCAUCAAUGCGGGAUUGGCAAGUCUGGGCAAGGUUAUCUCGCAACUAUCCUCAAGAUCUCCUGCCUCCUACGUUUCUUACCGGGAUUCCAAGCUUACUCGAAUGCUCCAAGAUUCUCUCGGUGGUAAUGCAAUCACCUAUAUGAUCGCCUGUGUAACACCCGCGGAAUUUCACCUGAGUGAAACUCUGAAUACGGUACAAUAUGCUCAACGUGCGCGAAACAUCCAGAGCAAGCCUAAGAUCCAGCAAGUCGAUGAUGGUGGUGACAAGCAAGCCAUCAUCGAAAGACUACGAUCAGAAAUAGCUUUUCUACGGCAGCAAAUUCGAAGUGCUGAGAGUGGUGAGCGCCGGAAUGGAAUCAUCUCCGAGCGUCCAGACCGCCCCAAUGAACGGGAGACAGACUUGCAGAAUCGCCUGUUGGACGUUCAGGAGAGCUAUGGUGCACUCAGUCAGAGACAUGCAAAACUCAUCUCAGAACUCACCAAAACGAACGAUGCCAAUGAUCAGAUCAACUCAAUUGCUGGUGAGAGUGCCGUAGACCGCCUGAAACGAUCGCAAGCAAACCAGGAAAUGAUCGAACAAGUGGUCAUGGAAUACGAGAAAACCAUUCAGAGUCUUGAAGCAAAUCUUUCUACGACAAGAGGCUCUCUAUCCAACACAGAGAGCAGUCUCUUGGAAAGAGAAACCAAAUGUGCCUAUGUGGAGACGAUGAAUCAGCAGCUGAAUGCUCGUGUACAAAAACUCAUGGAUCGUGAAUCUAAUACAGAGCAAUAUUUGCAUGACCUGGAAUCCAGACUCGAAGACCAAAGCUCGGGUGGAGAAAAGAACGAUGCCAUCAUCUCUGAGCUACGAAAAGAGAUUGCAAGAAUCCGGGAGAGUGAAACAAAUGCUGAAGACUACAUUUGCACCCUUGAGGAGCGUCUAGCUGAAUGCGAUCAAGAUAUGGAGAUCAUGCAACGAGAGGUGGAGCGACUUGAGCAUCUUGUCGAACGUCAGCGAAGUCUUGGUAAGCUCGAUAACCUGCUGUACGAACUCGAUCAUAUUCAAGACAAGGAUGCCAAAUCAAAAUUGACGAAUGGCGUGUCAUCCGCGCCUGCUACCGAGGAUGCACAGGACAAAGAGACACCGCACGAGACCUUGAAGGCCGCAAAAGAAAUCGAACUCCCAACCCCGGAGGAAGACGAUGAACUCGGUCAUCAAGUCGAAGAAACUGUGGAGGACAAUCUACAAGAAGCCGCCAACGCAGAAACCGAUGAGCAGGGCCUUCGCAAACUACAGACAGCUAUGGUAACACCAAGAAGCCUGAAAGCAGUACCAGAAGAGGAUGUUCUUCCUAGCCCGGCUCAGUCAAAAUUCAUCACUGAGAAGUUUGAGUCCGUGAGUCAAGAGCUUUUUGAUCUGCGACUUGAGCAUGAGUCCACUGUCAAUGAUUUCGAUCUUCUUUCGGCCAAAUAUCAGGAAGCAUUGCGAACUCUGGCUGAAAUGCAAGAGCGUAUUGACGAAGAGCGUCAAUCAUCAAUUUCCCCACAAGGACUUACAGACGCAGAGCUUCCUCAGAGCCCGGCUUUUUUAGUGGACGGGGAGGGAGGUCAGCAACUGGAGGAUGGACAAGACUUACCCUCCUCGCGAUCAUUAUCAUCGGAAUUAUCCUUGGCUGGGGAGUCAGCAACUUCGGUCGAUACAGACAUUACGCCGGUAUCUAAACCAACGCAUUCAGCAGAAGUUGCCACCCUGGAAAUCGAGCGCCUUCAGAAUCUUCUGGCAGAGCAUGAACGAAGCAUUCAUCAGGUCACGGAACAAUAUACUCAACUACAAGCUGAUCACAAGGAAACUCUGACAACCGUAGAGAGGCUGAAGACGCAAGUCCAACGUACACGGCCCUCUUCACCUGGAACUCCUGGUAUGCUGAGAAGGAUGACCUCCCAGAGCGGCUCCGGUGUUGAUCGAGGUCAGCGUUCGGUGACUGCUUUGAGAACAUUGAUGGCCGAAGAGUUUGAAGGCAAGCCAGAUCGAAUGGAAUCUGCAGAAGUGCAUCUGUCAGCCGCCAAUACGGAAUUGCAAGCUCGGAUAGAACGCAUUCACGCAUUGGAAGCCGAAGUCAAGAACGCGAAGAAAGAAAUGGAAAUCAAGUCUACCAUCAUUUCCGGCUUGACAAGAGAAAGAACCAGUAUCAAAACUGGGUCCCCGGUCGAUUUAAACAUGGUGUCUCAGCUUCGAGAUCAAAUCAUCCAGAAGGAGACGGAACUUAAAUCUCUACAUGAAGGAUAUGGUCGACGUGAGCAAGGCUUGCAGGAGGAGAUGCAGAGACUUCUUGCUGCUGAAAAGGUCAAGGCCGAGACAUAUUCCCCUGACCAUGAAGAGCUCGUCAAGUCCUUGAAGCAGCAGCUAGCUGAAACGACCUCGAAGCAUCAAGCUGCUCAAAAAGCUGCCGAAGAAUCCGAGAAGAACUACGGGAGGACGAAGUCAGAACUAGAUGCUGCGUUGGCCAGCGUUAUGACACUGAAGGCCGAACAACAGGCGCAACAAACUUCUUCAGAUGGGGACGACGCCUUCGAAAGAGCUGCUGCUGCUUCCGCCAUGCAGAUCGAACGUAACAAUUAUCAAUCUUUGAUUGAGAAGCUGAAGAAGGAUCUUGAUGGACAACAAAAGAUCAAUGCCGAACACGGCGACAAAAAUCACGAACUUCGAGAGCUUCAUACAGCACUGACCAACGACUUGGAUACCCAGACUGAACUGGCCAGAUCUCAACAAGAGGUCAUUUUGUCUUUGAAAGCCGAGAUUACACAUCUCGAACAGAAGCUUACAGAAACAGAAGCCGCAGCUGAGUCACAUAAGAAGAACCUACAGUUGCUACAUGAUAAACAUACCAGUGAGAUCGAGGAGAUGAAGCUUGCUCAUGGCGGUAAUCUUGCUGGUUACGAUGAUCAAAUUGCCGAUCUGAACAGUAAGCAUGAGAAACUCGUCGGAACAUACAAGUCAGAUCUUGAGCAUGCACUAUCUACAGUACAGAAACUUGUUUCUAGUGCUCAGGCAGCCUUUGGUCAUCCAACCAAUGCUGACAUGAUCGCAACUCACAUCGAGGAUGUCAUUGAGGAGAAGCGACAAAUGGCAUCAGCCAACACUCGAUUACUUCAUACAAACGCUGAAUUAGAACGCCGCCUCGAUGGACGCCAAAGCCUUGUUGAACUGGAGGAAGAACUCGAAAAUGCCAACACCAAGAUUGCCAAUUACCAAGACACGAUUAGGAACCUGGCAAAUGAAAUUGGCAAUCAUGAGGAAAGCAUCCGUGAUAGAGACAUUCUCAUCAAAAAGCAUGAGGCGACAAUUGAGGCGGUUGAGGCAGAAAAGGCCAAGAAGAUGUCUCUUAUUGAAGAGCUUGAGCAACAGUUACAGAGCAGCUAUGAUCAACAUCACAACCGCAUCUCUGUCAUUCAGGCUCAAGGUAAUCAAGCAUUGAUCGAUGCCCAACAGCGAAUUGGAAAUCUCGAGAAAGAGAUUGAUCAACUCAAGCCUAUCAAUGAGGCUGGAUCUGACAGUGGCUCUCGGAGUAACACUAUGAAAUCACAACGACCUCAAUCCCCAGCUAUGGAUGGUCAUCCACGAUCGAAUUCUCUUAGCUCAAACUUGCGCAAGUCUGCAUCCAUUGCUUCGCUCCCAUCACCACCUCCUGCGAUACCACUGCCACCACUCCCAAGCCUGCCAGGUCUACAGGUUGCUCCAGCCAAUGCCAACAACCCAUCUCCCCCACAAUCUCGGCAUGCAUCAAAGGAGGUACAGCUGCCCAUCACCCCUGUAUCAGGUACAGUGAUUUCAUCCAAUUCACAGAACGUUCGUCGCCAAUCAGCAUUGAUUGAAGAGCAAGAGGCCCGUCUUCGCACCAUUGAGAAGCAUCUACAUGCCGAGAAGCAAUUGACAGCCACUUUGGAAGAAGCACUUGUUGAUCUCGAAACACAAAGCAAUAAGCUACGUGUGGAUGCCGAAUCAUGGAAGAAGAAGGCAUGGUCGAUGGAAGAAGAACUUGUUGGUCUCAAGAAAGAACGACGAUCUGAACGAUUAAGCGUUCAGGCUGUGGAAGAGGAGGUCAAGAAACGACGAGAAGCCGAGGCUGCACGUGCACAACUGGAGGAGAGAAUGAAGCUCUUGACAACAGUUGGACGAGACGGCAAGGCGAAGAAACGCAAGGGAAGUUCCCUGAAUUGUUUCUAG
Messenger RNA from Exophiala bonariae, 5361 nucleotides. RefSeq lists its product as uncharacterized. Gene Ontology annotation, biological process: microtubule-based movement; mitotic spindle organization; spindle elongation. The coding region runs from base 1 to 5361 and encodes 1786 amino acids. NCBI's taxonomy places the organism in Eukaryota, Fungi, Ascomycota, Eurotiomycetes, Chaetothyriales, Herpotrichiellaceae. Gene Ontology annotation, cellular component: microtubule associated complex. The record is from RefSeq and is a predicted model, not a curated record. Gene Ontology annotation, molecular function: microtubule binding; ATP binding; microtubule motor activity. The transcript is spliced from 3 exons.